CUGGCAGGGGAAGGGAAGGGUGAGAGGACGACUCUAAUGGCCAUCCCAAUGCUAAUUCUAUCUUGCUGAUUACAACACUCACACCUCUCCACAAAGGAUUCCCCCAGGCAGGAAGCAGCCAGGCUUUGAAGCUGCAAGGCCAGUAAAUGCUAAUCAGACUUUUGGAGCAGAGGAUUAUGAGGGCAUCUUGGCCCUGGAAGAAAAGGAAAAUGUCCAAUUCUCCAGGCAGCACCAUAGGAAACUGAUUGAGAGAUGGACAGACCAGACUCAGCUGGUCCUAAAGCAUAAAAAGGCUUUGAUGGCAUGAGCGCUGGGAGCAAUGGGGAAUUCUGGGAUGCAGAUAUUUCUGGAUAUGGACCUCACCAGUUUGUACAUACGGUGUCAGCACUUCAGGCAAUUCUCCUACGAGGAGAUGCAGGGCCCUCGAGAAGCGUGCAGCCGACUGCAUCAUCUUUGCCGCCAGUGGCUGAAGCCAGAGCAACACACCAAGGCUGAGAUGCUGGACCUGGUGAUCCUGGAGCAGUUCCUGAGCCUCCUGCCCCCAGAGAUGGGGAGCUGGGUCCGAGAGUGUGGGGCAGAGACCUCUUCCCAGGCGGUGGCCCUGGCGGAAGGCUUCCUCCUGAGUCGGGCAGAGAACAAGAAGCAGGAAGAAGAGCAGCAGAUGAAAAAGCUCUUUGUGGAAGUUCAGCAUGAUUUCCCUGCCACAGGGAAAGCUCCAUCAGGCACCAGUCUAAGUCUCCACCGAAAGGACACACCUUUGCAAGGUUCUGGAGCAACACUGGGAACAAUCACUUCGCUGCCACUUCUUUAUUGUGAUAGAGCAGCACCAUUUCAGGCUCUGGUGAAUUUUGAGGAGGUGGCUGUGUCCUUCCUCCCAGAGGAGUUGGCCCUCCUGGAUGCAGAUCAGAAAGCCCUGCACAGAGAAGUCAUGGAGGAAACCUGUGAGAUCAUGUCUGCUCUAGGUGACUGCAGGAGAAAAAAUAUAUGUGGCAAUCGUGAGAAUUCUCUUUGGCAGAACAUGCAUUUUCCAAGAUAUGAGCAAGCCCAAAGUGAAGGAAAAACCAUCAGAUGUGAGACAUAUUUUGUCCAAAAUACAUGUCACAAGACAAUGCAGCCUGGAACUGAUCACUUUGGGUGUGAGCUUGCUGUAAAAAGUGUUGAUUGCAAAUUGCAUCAGCAAAGCUGUGAGGUUGUCCAUACAGCAGAAACAUUCAACUGCCAGGGAUAUGGGAAAUCUUAUAUUGCAAAUUCACACCUUUAUGUCCACCAAAGAAUUCACAAAGAAGAAACACCAUACAAGUGCCAGGAGUGUGGGAAAGUUUGUACACGUAGGUCAGGCCUUUUGAUCCACCAGAGAAUCCACACAGGAGAGAAACCAUACAAAUGCCAGGAGUGUGGAAAAUGCUUUGUUUCCAGGUCAGAACUUGUGAAGCAUCAAAAAACUCACACAGGAGAGAAACCAUACCAAUGUCAUGAUUGUGGGAAAUGUUAUACACAAACUUCACACCUUCGUAUCCACCGGAGAGUCCACACAGUAGGGGAACCAUGCAGAUGCCAAGAGUGUGGAAAAUGUUUUGCUUCUAAGUCAGGACUUGUAAAACACCAAAGGAUUCACAGAGGAAUUAGACCAUAUAAGUGUCAGGAGUGUGGAAAAUCUUAUUUUCAAAAUUCAGACCUUGUUAUCCACCAUAGAAUCCAUACAGGGGAGAAACCAUACAAAUGUCAGGACUGUGAAAAAUGUUUUAUUUCCAGGUCGGAACUUGUGAAACAUCAGAAAGUCCACACAGGAGAGAAACCAUACAAAUGCCAGGAGUGUGGGAAAUGUUUUGCCUUCAAGUCAAGACUUGUGAAACACCAGAGAUUGCACACAAGAGAGAAACUAUAUAAAUGCCAGGAGUGUGGGAAAUGUUAUAGCCAAAAUUCACGCCAUCAGCGAGUCCAUACGGGAGACAAACCAUACAAAUGGCAACAGUGUGGAGGCUGCUUUGCCUCAAAGCCAGGACUUGUGAACUGUGGAAUAAUUCACAGUGCACAGAAAUCAUACAAAUGCAAAGAACCUGAGCAAUGUCUCUCACAGGAUUUACAGUCUUUGAACCUCCAGAAGGUCCACACAGAAGAGAGACCAUACAAAUGCCAGGAGUGUGGGAAAGGUUAUAGUCGCAGGUCAGAAUUUGUUAUCCAUCAGCGAAUCCACACAGGAGAGAAACCAUACAAAUGUCAGGAGUGUGUCAAAUGUUUUAGUUCGAGGUCAGAACUUAUGAAACAUCAGCGAAUCCACACAGGAAUGAAACCGUACAAAUGCCAGGAGUGUGGGAAAGGUUGUAGUCGUAAGUGGGAACUUGUUAUCCAUCAACGAAUCCACACAGGAGAGAAACCAUACAAAUGUCUGGAGUGUGUCAAAUGUUUUAGUUCUGCGACAGAACUUGUGAAACAUCAACGAAUCCACACAGGAGUAAAACCGUACAAAUGCCAGGAGUGUGGAAAAUGUUACACUCAAAGUUCAUACCUUCGCGUCCACCAGAGAGCCCAUACAGGAGAGAAACCAUAUGAAUGUCCAGACUGUGGGAAAAGUUUUACUCGCAGGUCAACGCUUGUGGUCCACCAACGAAAUCACACAGGAGAGAGACCAUACCAAUGUCAGGAGUGUGGAAAAGGUUAUGCCAAAAAUUCUGUCCUUAUAAUCCACCAGAGAGUCCACACUGGAGAAAAACCAUACAAAUGCCAGGAGUGUGGGAAAGGUUAUCCUUGCAGAUCAGACCUUGUGAUUCACCAGAGAAUUCACACAGGAGAGAGACCGUACAAAUGCCAGGUGUGUGGCAAAUGUUAUAUUCGGAAUGCUAAUCUUACGAAGCACCAGUCAGUCCAUACGGAAGAGAAACAUUAAACUGCGAGGGAAAUGUUUUGCUUUUACACCAGAACUUUAACCACAUCUAAGUUCACAAAGAAAUCACCAAAUCAUAAAUUGAUAUAGACAUCCUCUCAGUUCACAAAUCUUCCUAAUGUUUUGUUGGAAUCUCUUUUUAUGUAAGUUGGAUCCACUAGUUCAGAUCCUAUCCUCAGUCGCCCUUCAGAUAUGUCAAAAUAGUUGUCACUUAUUGCCUGUUCUCCAGACAGAAGACACAACCAGCUCUCCCACUAGUUUCUCAAACAGUUUGGUUUCCAGAUCUUAGUCUGUCCUGGGGUGCAUCAACAAUGGUUUUUAGGCCAGUCAUACUUUGAGUUAUUGGAAAGUGAUUACCCACCAAAGUGACCUGUUUGCCUACAUUUUCUGGUCUGUCAUAACUGAGUUGUCACAGUUGUUAUUAGGCAAGUUAAAGGGCAGUCAAUAAUCAUGAGAUUUUGCUCCUA
Anolis carolinensis (green anole) is the source of this 3348-nucleotide messenger RNA. Its product is annotated as zinc finger protein 271. The record is from RefSeq and is a predicted model, not a curated record. The coding region runs from base 320 to 2884 and encodes 854 amino acids. Gene Ontology annotation, biological process: regulation of DNA-templated transcription. The transcript is spliced from 6 exons. Lineage: Eukaryota; Metazoa; Chordata; Lepidosauria; Squamata; Anolidae.